Dracunculus medinensis (Guinea worm) is the source of this 2094-nucleotide messenger RNA. The record is from the annotation of a GenBank genome assembly. Lineage: Eukaryota; Metazoa; Nematoda; Chromadorea; Rhabditida; Dracunculidae.
AUGAUGAUGAGUUCAUGCUCGCCAAUGCUUCCCAUGAAUGGAAAUAAUGAAACUUUAGUUAUACCAGCUGGUGCAAUACUUCAUGAACGUUAUAAUCGUCGCAAAGUUAUAUAUUACGGAUGUUGCCCAACUAAAAUACUACUUGCUAUCAUCAUAAUUGUACAUACGACACUACUUGCUUUUUGGAUAAUCAAAGGCUAUUUGCAGCUUACAGCCAAAUUAUAUUCUAAGCUUUCGAUCCUCACUUUGACAAGAGCUUUGCUAGAUUUAACAAAUAAAUUUAUAAUUUCCUACAAAUUUCUAAUAUUCGUGGAUUUAGAAUACUACUUUUUUGACUUCAAAUGUGCCACAAUAGCUCAUAAUGCUGAAACAACUACUGAAAAUACUAAAAAUACGACAACUAGUAAGGACGAUUACAUAUCGGAUAAAAAUGGUGACUACAGAGAACGAACGGAUCCAAUAAAAAAUAUGAGUCAUUUUCCGGUCGAUUUUGAUCGAAAUCCUCGGAAUCUUGAAUAUUUAUUACCACCAUAUUUUCCAGUAAGAAAUUUUUCACAUUUUCAUGUUGGAUAUUUAUUUGAUGUAAGUGAAUUUGCGCAACAUUUAAAUCAUAUUUUCAAGCAAAAUCAAAGUGUGUCACCAGCAACGACCGAAGAAUUUUUGAAAGAGAGAUUUAUUCCUCCCAAUGAAAAAUAUUCCAAAAAAAUUUACGAAAAAAGUCAAAAAAUUAAUAAAAGACAUAAUUCGGCAUUCAAUUUCAAGGAUGAAAACUUUAUUAAAACGAAAAAAUAUAAAGACGAAAUCUCCAAGGAAAUACAUCCGACAUUGAUCGAUGCUAAAAAUAUACCUUUUAUGAUGAUAAGAAGAAAUAAUAACCACAUUGCUUCUCGACGAAAAAUACAGGAAACACGGAUAAAAGAUGGAAUUUAUGGAAAAACCGUGGAAUCAUUCAAUCAUUCGCACUAUAUGAUUAAAACCAAUCUCUCAUUGUUAACUGAAAAUUUUUCAAAUUUUCUAUCUUCACAACCCAGUGAAAAUGGACUUUCAUUUGAGAAUUUCAGUAAUAUAAAACAAAAAGCUAAAGUUGAAAAAAACAAAGCAAAGAAUCGAAGAUUGAAAAAGAAAUUCGACCGUGGAACAAUGAAUAACAAUCCAGAAAUUCAAAGCAACGCUCGAAAAGAUGCGAAACGAUUAAAAAAAGGAAAGAAAGGAAGAAAGAAGGCUAAAGCUAAAAAUGAGAAGGUAAUCGAAAAAGGACAAUUGGUUAAAAAAAAUUUAGUUUCAAUGAGAAGGAAGCAAAGUGGCGAAUCUUGGGAAGCUGACGAUCCUAAACCAACGCAGAAAAGAUUUCAUUUUCUUAGUGGUUCCAAUACUAUAUCUGAACAAAAAAUAAAUGAAAAAGAAAGUUCAUGGUUUCAUGGAAUAGUUAGUACAAAUGAUAAAACUUUCGCUAAUAAUGGUGAUAUAAGGUUUUAUCGUGGUGAAAUCGCUAGCAAUAAGCCAACGAAAGAAAAUUAUAAAUCAAAUCAACCAUCAUCAGUACAUCAAUUAAAUGAAAUAAGCGAUAAAAACGCUAAGAAAGUCAAAAUUCAUGAAAUGGUCCGAAACGAUCUGAACAAUGUUGCUUUUAAGUCACAAAUGGCAAGAAAUUCUUCUGAAAAUUAUAAAUUAAAAAAGAAUCGUCAGAGAUGGAAGUCAACUGAAGAUGAACAAUCAAAUCAGCAAGCUAAAUUCAAGAAUCGAGAAGAGAUUAUUGAUAAUUUCGUUGAUAAAUCGCCGAAUAUUUCAGCAAUCAAUAAAUAUAACCAAAGUGUUGUGAUAAAUGGAUAUCAGCAAUCAGCUAUUAAGCCAGAAAGAUUCGAAAAAAUCGAUACAUAUUUUUUUAUCACUCAAAAACCACCGUCUGAAGUUUUUUUAAAGGAAAUUGGUCAUCAGUAUUCUCCAGCAAAUAUAAAGAUCCAAGAUUUGCUGCCUAACAUAUCAAGGAAAGAAAACGAUGAAAGAGGUAUUCAUUUAGGAACUUCAACGAAAUCUACAAAUGAUUAUAAAACUUCGCCUUCGGUAAUAGAUUUUUCCCGUUUAAUAUUGCUAUAG